This is a messenger RNA of Juglans regia (Persian walnut), 3629 nucleotides long. Its product is annotated as probable sucrose-phosphate synthase 1. Lineage: Eukaryota; Viridiplantae; Streptophyta; Magnoliopsida; Fagales; Juglandaceae. The transcript has 13 exons. Gene Ontology annotation, molecular function: sucrose-phosphate synthase activity; sucrose synthase activity. Bases 155 to 3346 code for a protein of 1063 amino acids. The record is from RefSeq and is a predicted model, not a curated record. Gene Ontology annotation, biological process: sucrose metabolic process.
UUGUAAAGGUAUCAGCCACGGCAUUGAGGUAAAACUAACAAAACUUCGAACCCGACUUUGUAUUCUUCCCCUCUCUGUGUGUCUGGUUUUUUAGCUGUUCCGUACAGCUGAGCAGAGGAAUUCGCCGGGAGGUCCAGAGGAGAAAGGGUGCAGAAUGGCCGGGAAUGAUUGGAUAAACAGCUACCUGGAAGCAAUCCUAGACGUGGGUCCAGGCCUAGACAACGCCAAGUCCUCUCUGCUGCUCAGAGAGCGAGGCCACUUCAGCCCCACCCGCUACUUCGUUGAGGAGGUUAUCACCGGCUUCGAUGAGACCGAUCUCCACCGCUCCUGGGUUCGGGCUGCGGCGACGAGGAGUCCGCAGGAGAGGAACACAAGAUUGGAAAAUCUGAGCUGGAGGAUUUGGAACCUGGCUCGCCAGAAAAAGCAGCAUGAGGGAGAAGAAGCCCAAAGGAUGGCUAAACGUCGUCUUGAACGGGAACGGGGCCGCAGAGAAGUAGCUGCUGAUAUGUCUGAAGACUUAUCAGAGGGAGAGAAAGGAGAUGUAGUCAGUGACAUGUCAGCUCAUGGUGAGAGCAACAGACCCAGAUUGCCAAGAAUCAGCUCUGUUGAUGCAAUGGAGACAUGGGCUGCUCAACAGAAAGGAAAAAACUUGUACAUAGUACUAGUAAGCCUUCAUGGUCUUAUACGGGGUGAAAAUAUGGAGCUUGGCCGUGAUUCUGAUACUGGUGGUCAGGUUAAGUAUGUUGUGGAACUUGCAAGGGCCUUGGGCUCAAUGCCAGGGGUGUAUCGAGUUGAUUUGUUGACUAGACAAGUAUCUUCACCAGAAGUAGAUUGGAGUUAUGGUGAACCCACGGAGAUGCUAACUCCAAGAAACUCAGAAGGUUACAUGGAUGACAUGGGAGAGAGCAGUGGUGCCUAUAUUAUUCGAAUACCAUUUGGUCCAAAAGAUAAAUAUAUUCCCAAGGAACUUCUGUGGCCGCACAUCCCAGAAUUCGUUGAUGGUGCACUUAAUCACAUAAUACAGAUGUCCAAAGUUUUGGGUGAGCAAAUAGGUGGUGGGCAUCCAAUCUGGCCUGUUGCCAUCCAUGGGCAUUAUGCAGAUGCUGGCGACUCUGCUGCUCUUUUAUCUGGUGCUUUAAAUGUACCAAUGCUUUUUACUGGCCACUCACUUGGCCGAGACAAGUUGGAACAACUUUUAAAGCAAGGCCGCCUAUCCAAGGAUGAGAUAAACACGACAUACAAAAUUAUGCGUCGGAUAGAGGCUGAGGAGUUAUCCCUUGAUGCCUCUGAAAUACUCAUAACCAGCACUAGACAGGAGAUAGAGGAGCAAUGGCGUUUGUAUGAUGGUUUUGAUCCAGUGCUGCAGCGUAAACUACGGGCAAGGACCAGGCGUAAUGUUAGCUGUUAUGGCAGGUUCAUGCCUCGCAUGGAGGUAAUUCCUCCUGGAAUGGAGUUCCAUCAUAUUGUUCCUCAAUGUGGUGAUAUGGAUGGUGAGAUAGAAGGAACUGAGGAUCAUCCUGCAUCUCCAGAUCCACAUAUCUGGUCCGAGAUAAUGCGCUUCUUUACCAACCCUCGCAAGCCUAUGAUACUUGCCCUUGCUAGAGCAGAUCCCAAAAAGAACAUCACAACUUUGGUCAAAGCAUUUGGAGAAUGCCGUCCACUAAGGGAGCUUGCUAACCUUACACUUAUUAUGGGUAACCGAGAUGGAAUUGAUGAAAUGUCAAGCACAAAUUCUUCUGUUCUUCUCUCGGUGCUUAAGCUUAUUGACAAAUAUGAUCUCUAUGGGCAAGUGGCAUACCCCAAACACCACAAACAGUCUGAAGUUCCUGACAUAUAUCGUCUGGCAGCAAAGACAAAGGGGGUUUUCAUUAAUCCAGCUUUCAUCGAGCCAUUUGGGCUUACUCUACUAGAGGCAUCCGCUUAUGGUUUGCCUAUUGUUGCCACCAAAAAUGGAGGUCCUGUUGAUAUACAUCGGGUACUUGACAAUGGUCUUCUAGUGGAUCCCCAUGAUCAGCAGUCCAUUGCAGAUGCUCUUUUAAAGCUUGUUGCAGAUAAACAGCUUUGGACAAGAUGCCAGCAGAAUGGUUUAAAAAAUAUUCAUCUAUUUUCAUGGCCAGAGCAUUGCAAGACGUACCUAUCUCGAAUAGCAAGUUGCAAAGCAAGGUAUCCACAGUGGCAAAGAAAUGAUGAUGAAGAUGAAAAUUCAGAAUCAGAGUCACAAGGAGAUUCCUUGAGAGAUAUGCAGGAUCUCUCUUUGAAGGAUCUAUCUUUGAACUUAAAAUUUUCAUUCGAUGGGGAAAAGAGUGGAGCUGGUGGAAAUGAUACUUCUUCAGAAUCUGAAGGAAAUGCUGCUGAUAGGGGUAGUAAAUUAGAGACUGCUGUUCUGACAUGGUCAAAGGGCAUUUCAAAGGAUGCGCGUAAGGCUGGGUUCACAGAGAAAGCAGAUCAAAAUAGUAGUGCAGGUAGGUUUCCAGCAUUGAGGAGGAGGAAAUAUCUCUUUGUCAUUGCUGUGGAUGGCGAUAGUGAUACAGGUCUACUCGAAACCGUCAGAAAGAUUUUUAAAGCUGUGGAACAGGGGAGGAGUGAAGGCUCUAUAGGGUUCAUACUGUCAACAUCCUUGACCAUAUCUGAGAUAUAUGAAAUCUUGGUCUCGGGGGGCUUGAAGCCUAAUGAUUUUGAUGCUUUCAUUUGCAACAGUGGCAGUGAUCUCUACUAUUCAUCUCUUAACCUGGAGGAUGGACCCUUCGUCGUUGACUUAUAUUACCACUCACAUAUCGAAUACCGUUGGGGUGCAGAAGGAUUGAGGAAGGCUUUGGUUCGUUGGGCAGCAUCUAUAACUGAUAAAAAUACUGGGAAUGAGGAACAGCUGGUUACUACCGCUGAACAACUUUCAACAAAUUACUGUUAUGCUUUUAAAGUGCAAAAGCCCGGAAUGCUGCCUCAUGUGAAGGAGCUUAGGAAGUGGCUGAGAAUUCAGGCUCUGCGUUGCCAUGUUAUUUGUGGUCAAAAUGGGACCAGGCUUAAUGUGAUUCCUGUUCUGGCAUCUCGUUCCCAAGCCCUUAGGUAUCUAUAUGUUCGGUGGGGUGCGGAGCUUUCGAAGAUGGUUGUUUUUGUUGGAGAAUGUGGGGACACGGAUUACGAAGGAUUGCUCGGUGGACUUCACAAAAGUGUAAUAUUAAAGGGAACUUGUAGCAAUGACGGUUCUCAACUUCAUGGUAACAGAAGCUACCCACUUUCGGAUGUCUUACCAUCGGACAGCCCCGGCAUUGUUCAGACGAUUGAAGAGGGUGCCAGCGAUGAUGAUAUCCGGGCUGCCUUGGAAAAACUAGUUCUUCUCAAAGGUUAGUAGUUGCAAGCGUAUCCUCCUCAUUACUUGUCAAUGGAAGGCCCUCAUUCCUUGCAAAGCCUAUAACAGAGUGGCAGCAGUUGCUGUUUUUUACAACUUCCUCAUAAGAAUUCCCUUAUUCUUUAACGUUCUCUUUCAUGCUUUCCUUUACAUUUCCUGGUAUAACAAUCUAAAACUUUCAGUUGUCCGUGUGUUUCUGAAUAAGAAGCCUACUUUUCUCCUGUUUGUAUAGCUGGCCGGCUGUUGUAACUUUUAAUAUGUAUAUGGUUGCUGAGCUUCUGCA